Messenger RNA from Emiliania huxleyi CCMP1516, 985 nucleotides. RefSeq lists its product as hypothetical. The transcript has a single exon. The annotation marks the transcript as partial. The record is from RefSeq and is a predicted model, not a curated record. NCBI's taxonomy places the organism in Eukaryota, Haptophyta, Isochrysidales, Noelaerhabdaceae.
UCUGGUGCCGCCAAGCCGCUGCCUCAUCGAGUGCCGCCAAGCUGCCUUGCCGUUGGCGUCGCGCGAAUGAGUGACGGCAGGGCAUGGUUCCAAGAAGCAAGUGCGGUCGACUUAGCGAGCUUAAUAGAUGCUCUCGACGGCGCGCCGCAAGUGGCCGAGCGUGCGCUCAGUCUUGCCGUCUGCCUGAGCAAGCUCACGUACGGCCGAGCACCUAAGAUGCACCUUUGUGAUGCGGCACGUGCCGCAAAAAAGGCGGACGAGGCUGAGCAGGCCGUGCUGCUGGAGCGUCUGGAGUCGCUCUGCGGCAGUGGCUUGUCCGCCGAAGAUCUCGCCGCCGCGGCCAAAGUCGAGUCGUGCCAGACCAACGGUGGCAGUGUGCUGCAUGCCGUUGCCUCGAGGUGCGGGCCCGACUCGCGGUGCGCUACCGCCAAGGCAAAGCAUGUGUGCGGCCUGCUGCUCGCGGCGGGCGCGAACGCGAGCGCGGCGAACGCGAGCGGCGAGACGCCCGCGGCCGUCGCCGCUAGCGGCCUCAGCUUCGAGCUCAAGCGCUAUCUGCUCACGCACGAGCCGCGGCGCAAGUUUGUCGCGCAGACGCCCGCGCACGUGCUCGCCGCCGCAAGUGAGGCACUUGACACCGGCGAUAGCUCCCAGAAGGGGCGCGCCUUCACUGCGUGGCGUCGGCAUGACCUGCGCGUUCGAAUCGAGGCGCGCUCCGCCUCGCUCGCCCGCGAGCUCACCGAGGCGGAGUGCGUGACCGUCUACACAAUCGACGAGGACUUCGUCGCAUCGCACCGCUCGCCCAUCGGCGAGCUACUGGACACCUUCUCCGCCAUCGCGUUUGCGCGCAGCUCGGCGUCGGGUCGACCGUUUGGGCGCGGUCGGCUCGACUUUCGGCUGGCGGGCGAGCGCCUCGAUGGCACCGAGCAGAUCAGCACGCUCGGCCUGUCGCACGCGCACGAGCCCCUGGCCAACAGCUCGGUCAUCG